Messenger RNA from Calypte anna (Anna's hummingbird), 3859 nucleotides. It is a transcript of the gene PCYT1A, whose product is annotated as phosphate cytidylyltransferase 1, choline, alpha. The coding region runs from base 262 to 1488 and encodes 408 amino acids. Gene Ontology annotation, molecular function: phosphatidylcholine binding; choline-phosphate cytidylyltransferase activity. Gene Ontology annotation, cellular component: endoplasmic reticulum. The record is from RefSeq and is a predicted model, not a curated record. Gene Ontology annotation, biological process: CDP-choline pathway. NCBI's taxonomy places the organism in Eukaryota, Metazoa, Chordata, Aves, Apodiformes, Trochilidae. The transcript is spliced from 9 exons.
CUCUCUUGUACAAAGCCCACACUUACUGUUGUUGAACAGCAGAGCUUUGCCCAGUAGUCCUUACUGAGGACAGUCUCAGCUUGUCCCAAGCAGCAACAUUUAGCAGAGAUCCUCUGCUGAGGAGAGGGUUGGUGUUCAGAGGGACAUCUGUGCUUUGUCAUGCCUUUCAUUUGCCCCACCUAACGUCUUCUAACACACCCACCACAAGUGGGUGGGUGACAUUUAAAUUCCACAUGGCUCUUAUUAUUAGGGUGUUGAGGCAUGUACAUAAGCAUCAUUUCUAGGUGGAGGGGUCAUGCUGCCUUCAGGAACAGCAGGACAGAAAUGGCAUUUGCUGCAGUGGAGAGCUGCAUACUUCAGUUCUUACUGGACGUGUUUGGCAAGAUGGAGCCACCGACCUCUUCCAGGCUGAAUUCCCGAAAGAGAAGAAAAGAUGGAUCUGGCCCCAAUGGGGCAGCAGAGCUUGAUGGAAUCCCUCCAAAAAUGUCCCGACGCUCUCUGGGACUGAGGGAACCAGCCCCGUUUUCAGAUGAAGUGGAGAUUGACUACAGCAAGCCAUACAUCAGAGUAACGUAUGAAGAAGCGAUGAGAGGGACCCCUUUGGAUCGCCCUGUCAGAGUUUAUGCUGAUGGAAUAUUUGACUUGUUUCACUCUGGACAUGCCCGGGCCCUGAUGCAAGCAAAGAACCUCUUCCCAAACACAUACCUCAUUGUUGGAGUCUGCAGUGAUGAGCUAACCCACAACUUCAAGGGCUUCACGGUAAUGAAUGAAAAUGAACGGUAUGAUGCAGUGCAGCACUGUCGCUACGUGGAUGAAGUGGUGAGAAAUGCCCCGUGGACACUCACCCCCGAGUUCCUGGCAGAGCACAGGAUCGAUUUUGUUGCACACGAUGACAUCCCCUAUUCUUCUGCUGGCAGCGAUGAUGUUUAUAAGCAUAUAAAAGAAGCAGGUAUGUUUGCACCAACUCAGAGGACUGAGGGGAUCUCAACAUCAGAUAUCAUCACCCGGAUCGUGCGGGACUACGAUGUUUAUGCCAGACGAAACCUGCAGCGUGGUUACACAGCUAAAGAGCUCAAUGUCAGCUUCAUAAACGAGAAAAAAUACCACCUCCAGGAGCGUGUGGAUAAGGUGAAAAAGAGGGUGAAGGAUGUAGAGGAGAAGUCAAAGGAAUUUGUACAGAAAGUAGAGGAGAAGAGUAUUGAUCUCAUUCAGAAGUGGGAAGAGAAGUCACGGGAGUUCAUCGGCAAUUUCCUGGAAAUGUUUGGCCCAGAAGGUGCAUUGAAACACAUGCUGAAGGAGGGCAAGGGCCGGAUGCUGCAGGCCAUCAGCCCAAAGCAGAGUCCCAGCAGUAGUCCCACGCACGACCGCUCCCCAUCUCCCUCCUUCCGCUGGCCCUUUUCAACCAAGACUCCUCCUUCCUCCCCGGCCAACCGCUCCAAGAACGAGUCUGCAGUCACCUACGACAUCAGUGAGGAUGAAGAGGAUUGAGCUACCCACCGGGAUUUGCUGUGAACUGCUAAUUGCCAAAUCCUAAAUCCGGACCCAUUGGGAACUCUAAAUGAGCAAGAGAGCCAUAGGAACAGGGCUGAUGGUGAGCAUAGGGCCUUGGAGGCACCCAUUGCUCUUAGCAAGUGCUACUGCCUGGAAGCACAUUCAAACCUCCUCUCCCUUCUCCCCAAAUUCCCCUUUUAUUGUUUACGUAUUAGUGGUUUCCAGGGGGAUGAUGGUUUUUAUAUUUUAAGAAAAUACUCUUUUAAAGCGCAAAGAAUAGCACUCAAGUGUGGCUUUUGUUUUUGUUUCUUUACCCUUGUUAAACCUCCAGGCUAGAGGGAGAGUAGAAAGACCCAUCUGUCUCUUCUUUCCUUCAGCUCCUCUGUCUUAUUCCUCCCCCUCCCCAGGCAGUAUCUGUGCCUCUGCCAAACGAAAGGCCCCUCUGUUCCUCAGCCAGCGUGACCUCCAGAGCAUGCAGGAAGCGGUGGUGUAAAGAGGCUUCCAGGUAACAGAGACAUCUCUGCUGCACUGAAGCUGAUGGGAAUCUGUCCAGCAGACACUGUAGUGCUUGUGUGCCUCUUAGCUGAGCUUCCCCACGUGUCACAGUGAGGACGUGCUGAGUAGAGAUCUACCAGCUUAGCACUCAGGAGUCACAUCCUGUAAAAACUCACAGCACCAUAGAGUUGCACAGCACGUAAGUGCACAGCAUUUACGGCUCCAAAUUGUAUGGGCCCUGCAGGGGAAAGGCCUUUGCAGCUGAUCAAGAAACUAAAUCUUGAGCUAAAAUUCAGCCCUCAGUUGCUGUUGGAGAAUGAAUCUUUGCUUCAGGGCUCUUGCUGUCUUGUGAAUUUCCUUGGGUGUGUGAGAGCCCAGGUAGGAAAUUAAUGUGUGUUCUCCUUUCAAGAAGUUCCUUAUCCCAGUCUCUGGUGUGUAAUAAGUUGUACUGUCUGUCCACAUGGCUCCUGAACACUGUGCUCUAUGCGUGUUUGUCUGUGUUUCAGUUGCUGUGCUCUAGGGGCUGGAGCAGUCCUUUACUCUGGUGCCAUGAAGUCGCUGCUGUAAGGACAAGCCAUGAAUUCAUACAGCUGGUUUGCUCUCCAUGUUGGCAUGUGCAGUGGGACAGGUGAAGGGCACAUUUUACCCCAGGAAAGGGUCCCAUUCCAUGUGACAAUUACCUGACUUGUGCACUAGAUGCAAAUUGGUGCCCUCUAACUCUGCUCCUUGAGGCAGGCCAGAAAGAGCAUCAGAGAGCACUGCAGCCUUUCAAGAGUUUAAACGUGUAAUCUGCUUGUUUGAAACCAUGGUCUAUGUCUCACCUGCUGUCAUGUCUGUAACACACACUGAGCUUUAUGGCCUGCAGCUCCCUGCUGGCAGUUGCCCUCCCUGUGCUGUGUGCCAGCACUCAGAGCAGCUCGGUGUGCCCUGUCCUGGCAGCCAGCACUGGAGGGACUGGAUUUAGUGUCCUGUAGCUGUGAAACUCCCUCUUGCUUUUCUGUUCAGGUUUGCCUGUGAUACCUGUUGUCUCUGUGUGGAGCUACUGGGCUGAGUUGCCUGUGACCUUCAGAGGUGGUGAGGGCAGAGGAGGACAGCUCAGAGCAGUACUUGCAGGGGAGGUCUUCAGAGCUGGAUUACUGGGCAGGAGGAGCAAUGGGUGCAGAAGGCAAAUCCUCAAGUGCUGCCACAGGCUCUGUGGUGCUUCCAGGGGACACAGAGGCCUGUGAUAGGAGCAGAUUGCUGCUUCUUUCAGGCUUUUAUCUUGCUGAUCUUUUGUCACACUGUCCAAAGGGCUUGACAGAGCUCUGCUUCCAUUGAGGCCAGAACUGAUGUAGGAAAGGGUAUUCUGGGGACUCCAUCUGCCACUUGGACCUCUCUCAGCAGGGACAUUCACAGCUAUGGGAGCAUGGUUGGCUGCUAUGAGUUUUAAGCUGCAAGGAGCAAAUAAUGGUGUCUUGGUACAAGCCAGUUGUUAAUCCUGUGGUUUAUGAAUGGUAGAGCACUUACUUUAUACCACCUACAUUCUCUCUUCCCUCAUCCUCCUCACCUUCCCCUCCUCACCCUUCCUUCAGUAUGGGUGUUAUGUUGCUUUCCUGAGCUGGAUGACGAAGGCCAGGCUGCUUUAGAGCCUUACUGCUGUUUUAAACACAAGUUAAGCAACAGUGUUCUGUACAUUUGAAUAACAAUGGUGGUUUGGAUGGUGAUUUGUUCUGCAGAGACCUUAACAUAUUCCUUGGUCUCUGCAAAACCUGGGGUGCUUGAUGGUAAGCCAGCCGUGGUUUUACAUGUAGCUUGGAAUAACAGAGCUGUUUCUUAUAACCAGUAAUCCCUGCUUCCUUCUUGCACUUAAAUUAAAUUUGACACUCAAAUCCCA